AAUCUUUAGGCUUUGUGCUUUACAAAAUCUUUAUUGCAAUAGCGAAGAUAAUCCUACACUAAUUUGUUACGAAUCAAAACACUGGCCACUGUAGUCCUAAUAGACAUUUUCCUCGCUAAAACGAUUAGUUUAAAAUGGCAGCGAGAGUUUUGACAACUUUCUUACGACAUGGUACAAACAAAGUGCAAACACGUUCAUAUUACCCAGUUCACAACAAAAUUGGAAAUCGUGAGGUUGUUGGGCCAGGAAUUAAUCAAGAACCUACUUACAUAGAUGUAACAGACUUUCCCAUGCCUGCAAUUCGAUACAAAGAGAUCACUCCCGACAUCCAGGCGCUGAAAGAAAAGGAAAAAGGUGAUUGGAAGAAGCUCUCAAUCGAUGAGAAGAAACUCUUGUACAGAGCAAGUUUCAGGCAAACAUUUGCUGAAAUUGAAGCACCCACUGGAGAAUGGAAAUCAGUUUUAGGAAUUACCUGCCUGGGUGUCACUGUAUCGAUAUGGUUUUACGUAUGGCUCAAAAAAUACGUUUACGCCCCUCUGCCCGAGUCAUUCAGUGAAGAAAAUCAACUUGCACAGUUGGAACGUAUGCGAUUAUUAGACAACCAACCUAUUUCGGGACUUCCGUACGUCAAGCGUAUAGAGUAAAGAAAUUUUCUAGUAAGUUGAUGCAGUAGUAAAUAACAAAAACAAACUAUGCUAUUGCAAAUCUUGUAUAAAUCUGCAUUGAGCCAUGCAAAUAAAAUUAUUAGAGAUAUGUUACCGCCGUCGAUGAUUUAUUCAAAACUACGUUACAUAUUAAUGGGUGAAUCAUAUGAAAUACUUUUAAUAAUCAGCAAUAAGGCGGAUAGAUAACUGUUUUGGCAAAUAUGUUUAUAAAAAAUUUUCUUCACCAAUACUUUUUAUGUAAUUUAAUUUCUUCUAUCAUUAAUCGUGAAAUAAAAUGAUA
Phymastichus coffea is the source of this 945-nucleotide messenger RNA. RefSeq names its product cytochrome c oxidase subunit 4 isoform 1, mitochondrial-like. The transcript has 4 exons. The record is from RefSeq and is a predicted model, not a curated record. Gene Ontology annotation, biological process: mitochondrial electron transport, cytochrome c to oxygen. The coding region runs from base 135 to 644 and encodes 169 amino acids. NCBI's taxonomy places the organism in Eukaryota, Metazoa, Arthropoda, Insecta, Hymenoptera, Eulophidae.